Messenger RNA from Neohortaea acidophila, 1735 nucleotides. RefSeq names its product SRP54-type protein. Gene Ontology annotation, cellular component: cytosol; signal recognition particle, endoplasmic reticulum targeting. The transcript has a single exon. Gene Ontology annotation, molecular function: endoplasmic reticulum signal sequence receptor activity; GTP binding; ATP hydrolysis activity. Lineage: Eukaryota; Fungi; Ascomycota; Dothideomycetes; Mycosphaerellales; Teratosphaeriaceae. The record is from RefSeq and is a predicted model, not a curated record. Gene Ontology annotation, biological process: SRP-dependent cotranslational protein targeting to membrane; SRP-dependent cotranslational protein targeting to membrane, translocation. The coding region runs from base 94 to 1632 and encodes 512 amino acids.
ACUCUUCGACGGUGUUUGACAGACACGCCGCAUUCAAAUCCUAAUUCGUCGUCCACGGCUGCCAUACCCUCACUCCUCACUCCAACCGCCAGCAUGGUCCUUCAAGACCUCGGGCGGCGCAUCAACGCCGCCGUCACCGACCUCACCCGCUCGCCCACCCUCGACGAAAAGGCAUUCGAUGGCAUGAUCAAGGAAAUCUCCAACGCUCUCGUGGAAGCCGACGUCAACAUCAAACUCGUCUCCUCGUUGCGGAAAUCCAUCAAAGCCGCCGUCAAAUUCUCCGAGCUCCCCGCGCACGCCAACAAGCGCCGCAUCAUCCAGAAAGCCGUGUUCGACGCCUUGGUCGACAUCGUGAAUCCGCAUCAGACCCCGUACAACCCCAAGAAAGGCAAGGCGAAUGUCAUCAUGUUUGUUGGUCUACAGGGAGCGGGCAAGACGACGACAUGUACGAAGCUGGCGCGAUGGUAUCAGGCGAGAGGGUUCAAGACGUGUCUCGUGUGCGCCGAUACCUUUCGAGCAGGUGCUUUCGAUCAGCUCAAGCAGAACGCUAUCAAAGCCAAGAUCCCUUACUACGGAUCACUCACACAAACCGACCCAGUCGUGGUGGCGCGAGACGGAGUGGAGAAGUUCAAGAAAGAGCGAUUCGAGAUCAUUAUCGUGGAUACAUCAGGUCGACAUCACCAAGAAGAUGCGCUGUUUGCCGAAAUGGUGGAGAUUCAGACAGCGGUGCAACCCCAUCAGACGGUCAUGGUUUUGGAUGCUUCAAUAGGUCAGGCUGCAGAAGCGCAAAGCAGGGCGUUCAAGGAGACGGCGGACUUCGGAGCCAUCAUCAUCACCAAAACCGACGGCGCGGCAGCAGGAGGUGGGGCGAUUUCCGCCGUCGCAGCAACGCACACUCCCAUCGUCUUCAUCGGGACCGGCGAGCACUUGCUCGACCUCGAAAAGUUCAACCCGCAAUCCUUCGUCUCCAAACUCCUCGGCAUGGGCGACAUGCAAGGGCUCGUCGAGCACGUGCAGAGCCUCAAACUGGAUCAAAAGGAGACGAUGAAGAACAUCAGCGAAGGCAAAUUCUCGAUCCGCGACCUCCGCGACCAGCUGCAGAACAUCAUGAAGAUGGGCCCGUUGUCGAAAAUGGCCGGCAUGAUUCCCGGCCUCAGCAAUAUGAUGGGCGGCAUGGACGACGAAGAAGGCAGCAUGAAGCUCAAACGCAUGAUUUACAUCUGCGACAGCAUGACGCAGAAAGAACUCAACAGCGACGGCAAGAUCUUCAUCGAGCAGCCGACGCGAAUGACGCGCGUCGCCCGAGGAUCGGGCACGUCGGUGCGCGAAGUGGAAGAGUUGCUGACGCAGCAGCGCAUGAUGGCCGGCGUGGCGAAGAACGCAAAGACCAACAUGGCCAAGAUGCAGAAGGCGCAAGGGGCGAUGAGCGGAGGGAAUCGACAGCAGCAGAUGGCGGCUAUGCAGAAGCGGUUGCAGAGCAUGGGCGGCGCGCCGGGCGGGAUGGAUUUGAGUUCGAUGAUGAAGAUGAUGGGCGGUGCUGGCGGUGGUGGAGGCGGGGGAAUGCCGGAUAUGUCGAAGAUGAUGUCUAUGAUGGGCAUGGGUGGUGGUGCUGGUGCUGGCGGCAAGCGAUGAUGUGCUUGGGUUGUGCAAUAUCACGGGUUGGUGCAUAGCGAUGGCGUCCACGCCUUUCUAUCUGAGAGGCAUACGUGCCUGAAAUGUCUAUUCAAUUCAUUGA